CUGUCUGUCGGUCUUCGGUGUCCUCAGCUAGAAGAGGAGCCAUGGAUUGGUUUCACCAACUCUCGUUCAUGGUUGCUUCCGUUUUCAUCCCACUCGCUCUCUUAUCGUUCUUCUGCAUGAGAAGCGGACGAAAGCUUCUGCUGCCGCCAGGGCCGCAGCCGCUACCGAUUAUCGGCAACAUGCUCAUGAUGGACCAGCUGACUCACCGCGGCCUCGCGAGGCUUGCCGAGAGAUACGGCGGCCUCUUCCACCUCCGCCUCGGCUCCCUUCACGCCGUCGUCGUGUCCACGCCGGAGAUGGCCCGGCUGGUGCUGCAGGUGCAGGACGCGUCGUUCUGCAACCGCCCCGUCACCGCCGCCAUCGCGUACCUCACCUACGACCGUGCCGACAUGGCCUUCGCCAACUACGGUCCCUUCUGGCGCCAGACGCGCAAGCUCUGCGUCAUGAAGCUCUUCAGCCGCAGGCGCCUCCAGUCGUGGGCGUCGGUCCGCCAGGAGGUCGACUCUGCCGUCCGCUUCGCCGCUAGACGGAGCGGGUCGUCCGUCGAUGUCGGCGAUCUGGCCUUCACCCUCGCCAAGAACGUCACCUUCAUGGCAGCUUUCGGGGCGCAGAGUCACGGGAACCAGGGCGAGUUCGCCGGCAUACUGCAGGAGUACUCGAAGCUUUUUGGGGAGUUCAACAUCAGCGACUUCCUCCCAUGGCUGCGGUGGAUGGACUUGCAGGGCAUCGACAAGAGGCUGAAAGUGGCAAGGCAAGCGAUCGAUCGCUACAUCGACGUGAUCAUCGACGACCAUUUGGCCAACCCGAAGGAGGCGGAUGCGCAGGACGCCGACAUGGUUGACGGCAUGCUUGCAUUUCUUGGGGAUUCUGGUGACACUAACGAGGGUGGCGAUCUCCAUGGUGAUCUAAGCCUCACAAGAUCUAACAUCAAGGCGAUAAUAAUGGAUGUGAUGUUUGGUGGGACGGAGACGGUGGCGUUGGGCAUAGAGUGGGCCAUGGCGGAGCUACUCAAGAGCCCCGAAGAGCUGAAACGAACGCAACAGGAACUGGCGAGCGUCGUCGGCCUCCACCGGAAAGUGGACGACAGUGACCUUGACAAGCUCCCCUACCUCAAGUGUGCCGUGAAGGAGAUGCUCCGUCUCCACCCUCCCCUCCCCCUCCUCCAACACCAGGCUACUCAGGACUGCGAGCUCGCCGGGUACUUCAUCCCCGUCGGGACAAGGGUGUUCGUCAACGCGUGGGGCAUCGGCCGGGACCGGGACGCGUGGAAGAGCCCCAACGCGUUCCGGCCGUCACGGUUCGCCCUGGGAGGCGACGCCGCGGCGUUCGACUUCCGAGGGAGCUGCUUCGAGCUUCUGCCGUUCGGGUCGGGGCGGCGGUCCUGCCCGGGCAUGCAGCUGGGGCUCUACGUGCUGGAGCUGGCGGUGGCACAGCUGCUGCAUUGCUUCGACUGGAGCCUGCCUGCCGGAACGAAGCCCGGUGACUUGGACAUGGGCGAUGUGUUUGGGCUCACUGCGCCCAAAGCAGUAAGGCUGAUGGCUGUCCCAACUCCGCGCCUCACUUGCCCGCUCCUAUAAGAAGCUUGCUUCUCUCCCGCGCGGCACUCUCGUUAUAAUUGAGAUAUUGUUCCUCGUUAAUUGGCCUAUGAACAUGCAGCUGAAACAUCUCAAUUGUGCCUUUGUUAUGCAACUAUUAAGCUUUUACUCCU
Musa acuminata subsp. malaccensis (wild Malaysian banana) is the source of this 1708-nucleotide messenger RNA. RefSeq names its product cytochrome P450 84A1. Gene Ontology annotation, molecular function: iron ion binding; heme binding; monooxygenase activity. The record is from RefSeq and is a predicted model, not a curated record. NCBI's taxonomy places the organism in Eukaryota, Viridiplantae, Streptophyta, Magnoliopsida, Zingiberales, Musaceae.